ACCCUCUUCCUCGCGGCAUCGGCCCGAGUUCAGCCCGGGCAUCGGCAUGGGGGAGGCGCCAGCAACAGAUGCCAGGCUCCCAGGUUUGCAUACUUAGGCCACGCUGAGCGCCCGAAGAAGAGAGAAGGAACCGGAGAAGGUCCGGGAAGGCGGGGACGGGAGGUGUGGAGAUCCCCCCUAUAAAGGAGAAGCCCCCGCCCCCACCGGAGAGAUCCCCGCCCGCAGAGCUCUGCUGCCGGCAGCCCUGUCGCCGGCGCCCACCUCUCUCCAGCCAUGCCGGGCCGGGCCGCCGAUCGGGGCCAGGUCCCCUUCUGCAGCGCCGCGGAGGAAAGCCGCUCGGGGGUCGAGGACUCGGAGGGCGGCGGCGGUCAGGAGAGGCCGGGCGCACGCAAGCAGCGGCAGGACAUCGUUUGGCGGAACGUCGUCCUGAUGAGCCUGCUCCACUUGGCCGCUGUGUACUCCCUGGUGCUGAUCCCCAAAGCCAAGCCGCUCACCCUGCUCUGGGCCUACUUCUGCUUCCUCCUGACUGCUCUGGGUGUGACAGCUGGUGCCCAUCGCUUGUGGAGCCACAGGUCCUACAAGGCCAAGCUGCCUCUGAGAAUAUUUCUGGCUGCUGCCAACUCCAUGGCUUUCCAGAACGACAUCUUCGAGUGGUCCAGGGACCAUCGAGUCCACCACAAGUACUCGGAGACUGACGCUGACCCCCACAACGCCCGCCGGGGCUUCUUCUUUUCCCACAUCGGGUGGCUGUUUGUUCGGAAGCAUCGAGAUGUCAUUGAGAAGGGGAGAAACCUUGAUGUCACUGACCUGCUGGCUGAUCCUGUGGUCCGGUUCCAGAGAAAGUACUACAAGAUCUCCGUGGUGCUCAUGUGCUUUGUGGUCCCCACACUGGUGCCCUGGUACAUCUGGGGAGAGAGUCUGUGGAAUUCCUACUUUCUGGCCUCCAUCCUUCGCUAUGCCAUCUCACUCAACGUCACCUGGCUGGUCAACAGUGCCGCCCACAUGUAUGGAAACCGGCCCUACGACAAGCACAUCAGCCCCCGGCAGAACCCGCUGGUCACACUGGGCGCCAUUGGCGAAGGCUUCCACAAUUACCAUCACACCUUUCCCUUUGACUAUUCUGCGAGUGAAUUUGGCUUAAAUUUCAACCCGACCACCUGGUUCAUUGACAUCAUGUGCUGGCUGGGGCUGGCCACUGACCGCAAAAGGGCAACCAAGCCGAUGAUCGAGGCCCGGAAAGCCAGGACUGGCGAUGGCAGCGCUUGAACCCGGAGCUGCCGUCCAACCUGCCCGCCGCUGACACUUUGGUUCAUGCCUUCUGUUUCUAUAGUUCUCUUGCUCAUUGGUUCAUGGGAGGGGGCGGAGGGUGGGAGGGAGUGGAAUCCAUGUGGUUGGGAGAUUUUUCAUUUGUCUCAAAGUCAAGAUACAACUUUCAAUGAAAAAAAAUGUGUAAGUCAGUGUAACGAUGAUUUAACCUUAGAUCUUGGACAUGUGAUUUAAUCGCUGUAGCUACAUAUCAAACAUACAUGGUCUUGUGCUAGUACCUAGUGUUAACCCUGACAGGAUGAAGGAAGAUAAUAUUCUUUCCGUGUGAUUCAGGAGAGCAUUUUCUUUUCUGCCAGUUACCCCAGCAUUAUUUUUAAACACACUAUCUGAAGGAACAGAGAAGCAAGGUGGCAGACAAAGGAGGGGGUCUAAGUAGUAACUAAAGAACGUUUCUGUUUUGUAAUUAUUGUGUGUUUUUGUUGUUUAACUUCGAGAAUUGAACAUUUUUUAAAAAGGAGGCUACACGAAGUGGCUCUCCUAUUAUUUUUGCCCUAUUUACGGCUUGUUAAUGCUCUACUGUCUCUGCUCCCCGAGGUCUGCUCGUGGCCCAGCUAGUUCUGUGUCCCGAGCUGUAUGGCCAGCCGACCCUAUAAAUCAGUGGCUGGUUGGAUGUUUGAUUUCGCUCUCUUUGCUAUCGUCAUCUUAAAAGUAUGUAACUCGACGUGCCAGACACCAAAUGAAGCUCAAAUGAAGCUCUCAUUUCAGUGUUUAGAUGCCUAAUUUAUAUCCAAUUGUUCCCAGCCACUGAUGCAUGUACUUUGGCUGCUUCAGUAAUAUGCUAAAGAAGCAUAUUAAUUUUCCACACCAGGCCAUCAGAUUUUACUAACUGACAGUUAUCUAGAACUCAGUGUCUACUAAUGUUUCACCUGCAUGCGGCCUUCAUUGGUUUUGCAGCAAAAUAUAAAGUGAUCAUUAUGUAUCUUCUGGAUUUAAACAUUUUCGUGUGUUAAGUUGCCUUGUAAAGAGCAUGUUGAAUUAAUGGGACAGUGUGCCCUUUGUGUUAGAUGUUAGAGCAAAAGAAAGGCUUAUAGUGUUGGCGUUGGAGCCCUUCAAAGACAGCUCGUUUUAGGGAUGAUGUAGGAUUUAAAAUUAAAAUUUUAAAGUUUUGAAAAAGAAGCGAUGCCAAUAGGAGAUUGUCAUAAUGAAGUUCUUCAUCCAGCAGGUGUUUAACAGUGUUACUUUGCCAUUAAAAAAUGUAUAAACUAUGAGUGAUUUACAAUAAAUGAGUGUGAAUUUGUUGGUGUUCUUGACUAGAUACUUAAGUGUUGUUUAGG
Molecule: messenger RNA, 2600 nt
Organism: Myotis myotis
Lineage: Eukaryota; Metazoa; Chordata; Mammalia; Chiroptera; Vespertilionidae
Gene: SCD5
Product: stearoyl-CoA desaturase 5
Exons: 5
Coding region: 274-1266 (330 amino acids)
Biological process (GO): lipid metabolic process
Molecular function (GO): oxidoreductase activity, acting on paired donors, with oxidation of a pair of donors resulting in the reduction of molecular oxygen to two molecules of water
Source: RefSeq, a predicted model, not a curated record